UUUCUUCUUCACGCGCUCUCUCCAAUUUCUUCUUUUCCUUACACUAGGAAAGCGAGAGAGAGCUGCGAGAGAGACUGGCUUAAAAAAAAAAAAAAGAAGAUACAAUAAUAAUCAUAUAUCGAUUUCAUCAAUUCAAUCUUCUUAGAGGUUAGGGUUAGGGUUAUCCCUAAUCCGAAUACAACUAUUCCUGUUCUCAGUCUUUUCGGAACAGAACUGAAAAGGAGCAAAAGAAAAAGAAAAGAAAAAGAAAAAAAAAAAAGAAACAAAAAAAUCCAAGAUGGGAGCGAAUUCUCCAUCGUCAGAUUCAAUCUCCGAUCUUGAUGAACAGAUCUCGCAGCUCAUGCAGUGCAAGCCACUCUCUGAGCCUCAGGUCAGAGCAUUAUCUGAAAAAGCUAAGGAGAUACUUAUGCAAGAAAGCAAUGUUCAGCCUGUGAAAAGCCCUGUGACAAUCUGUGGCGAUAUUCAUGGGCAGUUUCAUGAUCUUGCAGAACUUUUUCGAAUUGGAGGGAAGUGCCCAGAUACAAAUUACUUGUUUAUGGGAGAUUAUGUGGACCGUGGCUAUUACUCUGUUGAAACUGUGACGCUCUUAGUGGCAUUGAAAGUACGCUAUCCACAGCGAAUAACCAUUCUUAGAGGAAAUCAUGAAAGUCGCCAGAUUACUCAGGUUUACGGGUUCUACGAUGAAUGCUUGCGAAAGUAUGGCAGUGCUAAUGUUUGGAAAAUCUUCACAGACCUUUUCGACUAUUUCCCAUUGACUGCAUUGGUUGAGUCGGAAAUAUUUUGUCUGCAUGGUGGAUUGUCGCCCUCGAUAGAAACCCUCGACAACAUAAGAAAUUUUGAUCGUGUUCAGGAGGUUCCUCAUGAAGGAGCAAUGUGUGAUCUUUUAUGGUCUGACCCAGAUGACAGAUGUGGUUGGGGUAUAUCACCUCGAGGUGCUGGAUAUACUUUUGGGCAGGAUAUAUCCGAACAAUUUAAUCAUACAAACAGCUUGAAGUUGAUUGCUAGAGCACAUCAGCUUGUUAUGGAUGGAUUUAAUUGGGCCCAUGAACAAAAGGUAGUUACCAUAUUCAGUGCUCCUAAUUAUUGUUACCGCUGUGGAAACAUGGCUUCUAUAUUGGAAGUUGAUGACUGCAGGGCCCACACUUUCAUUCAGUUUGAGCCAGCUCCUAGGAGGGGAGAGCCUGAUGUUACCCGUAGAACACCGGAUUACUUCCUGUAAAUCAGCCCUCUGUUGCACCAGUACCACUGCCCCUCUCUAUCCCUACUUCAUGCUCAGGUAGUUGGGAAAUCCUAGUUACAAGAGACAUCUACUGGGCUUAAUAUUUAUAGAACUUUCUGGGCAUGCUUUCUUUCUGGUGGAUGCCGAGAUUCCAAAAGCAUGUAUAAAUAGGCCAGGUUUUGUGCUUUUUGUUCUGUCUUUAUACUUGAAACAUCCCCAAAUAUUCUCCGCAAUCAGGCUAAUGCUCAUGGCAGUUUAUCAGCAAUAGAUUGUAUCCUUCUUUAGCUGAAUUGUGGAUAUUCUGUUUUUAUAUUUUACUUUUAUUUUUGUCCCAAUCUUUUGGGGGCAUGUAGGAGGAUAAUGGAUUUGAUAUCUAGUACUCUUUCUUCA
This is a messenger RNA of Ricinus communis (castor bean), 1609 nucleotides long. RefSeq names its product serine/threonine-protein phosphatase PP2A-4 catalytic subunit. NCBI's taxonomy places the organism in Eukaryota, Viridiplantae, Streptophyta, Magnoliopsida, Malpighiales, Euphorbiaceae. Gene Ontology annotation, biological process: peptidyl-serine dephosphorylation; mitotic cell cycle. The coding region runs from base 278 to 1219 and encodes 313 amino acids. Gene Ontology annotation, cellular component: cytosol. The transcript is spliced from 11 exons. The record is from RefSeq and is a predicted model, not a curated record. Gene Ontology annotation, molecular function: protein serine/threonine phosphatase activity.